Arachis ipaensis is the source of this 1265-nucleotide messenger RNA. Its product is annotated as Protein with RING/U-box and TRAF-like domain. NCBI's taxonomy places the organism in Eukaryota, Viridiplantae, Streptophyta, Magnoliopsida, Fabales, Fabaceae. The record is from RefSeq and is a predicted model, not a curated record. Gene Ontology annotation, molecular function: zinc ion binding.
AAAAAUAUUCGCGGAGCAAAAGGUUAAGACCCUAUUUGUCCUUUUCCUUAAAAAUAAAAUAAAAGGAAAAGGGAGAAUAAAAAACUUUGGUUUGUGCUGAGCAUUGAUAGAAGAAGCAGGCUCGUGAAGAAACAUGGUGAAGAUCUCGCUUGGCGGAUACGACGAUGGGGAAGGACCUAGCAACCGGAUCCAGAAGCGACUCAGGAUGGAACCAGAAGAUGGCCAAGCAAGCAGAAACGAAAAGGAGGAGCAUGCAGGAGAUGGCGGCGAGGCUAGAAGUGCAGAGCAUGAUGAAAACCCUGUUGGAUCUGUAAGCGACGAUAAGGAUAGGUCUAUUUCUGUGACUAUCAUCGACCCCGAUGUCCUCGAUUGCUGCAUUUGCUAUGAACCCUUGACUUCCCCUGUUUUCCAGUGUGAGAAUGGUCAUAUUGCUUGCUCUAAUUGCUGUGCCAGACUUGGGAACAAGUGUCCCAUGUGCUCAAUGCCCAUUGGCUAUAACCGCUGCAGAGCUAUUGAGAAGGUGCUGGAAUCUAUUAAAAUAUCAUGCCUGAAUGCAAAAUAUGGUUGUAAACAUAUGUUUAGUUACAGUAAAAAAAAUGAACACGAGAAGGAAUGUAACUUUCUGCCAUGUUUAUGCCCGCAUUCAGGUUGUGACUUUCUUGCUUCAUCUGAGGAGUUAUCCCUCCACUUUAGCCAUAGGCAUAUACAUUCUGGAAUACAGUUUACAUACGAUAAAUUUUUCACUGUCUUCUUAAAUCUUGAUCACAAAACAAUUGUUCUUCAAGAGAAGAAUGAUGCUAAUCUGUUUGUUAUUCACAAUAACCAUGAGCUUCUAGGGAAUUUAAUCCAUAUAACUUGCAUUGGCCCCAAAUCCAAGACAGGGUUUCAUUAUGAUAUCUUGGCUAGGUCCCAGGGAACCUCUCUAAUAUUGCAAUCUUAUACCAAGAUUGUUCAAGGUCACUUUGCUGAUGCUCCUUCAGCAGGGAUGCUUUUGAUUCCUUCUGAUUUUUUUGGUUCCGGACAAAUCAAGCUGGAUAUUCGCAUAAGGUCAUGAUUUCAUUACUUUGCUGGGGACUGACAGGUUUGUGUUGUUUGUAUUCUUUGUUUACCACGUAGUAGAUAUUAUAACUUAGUAUUUAGUAUUUAAGCACAAGUUGGAAGCUGAAGAAUACUUGCAGUGAUGUAAAGGAUUAUCGUUUCAAAACUGUCAUGUAAAUAUGUUGUUUUCCAAUUCCAAUUCUAUGCCUACACUUUAUUGUUGUUCA